AUGGUUCCUUUGAUUGGGGAACGUUUAAAGACAGUUUUCAGUAGGCAAAAGAGUUAUGCAGAUCUAAGGUGGAAAGAUGUAGAAUUUGCAAUGGGUGACUAUGUGUUCCUAAAGGUCUCCCUUAUGAAGGGAGUCAUGAGGUUUCGAAAGAAAGGCAAACUGGCACCCCAAUACAUAGGGCCUUUUGAGAUCACAGACAGACCAGAUACGGUGGAGUUGGAUGAGGACUUGAUGUUCGAGGAGCAACAUAUUGCCAUAGUGGAUUAUCAGAUAAGACAACUUCGAUCAAAGCAGAUCCCUAUGGUUAAGGUUCUGUGA
This is a messenger RNA of Hevea brasiliensis (rubber tree), 318 nucleotides long. RefSeq lists its product as uncharacterized. The record is from RefSeq and is a predicted model, not a curated record. Lineage: Eukaryota; Viridiplantae; Streptophyta; Magnoliopsida; Malpighiales; Euphorbiaceae. The transcript has 2 exons. Bases 1 to 318 code for a protein of 105 amino acids.